AUGGAAAUUGAUGUAGGUUUUGUUUCAAAGUUAGCCACCAUGCUUGAUUUUAUAUUAAUUCUCAUUUUUUGUAUUUGGUCCAUUAUUCUUGGGUUCAAAUCGGAUAAUUUUAAGUUAAACUCAAUUAUGACCAAUAUAAAUUUGAUGUAUUAUAUACAGGUAAUUAGGAUUGUGAAUGCAGUACUAUUGUUAGGUGAAACAAAAAGAGUAGUAAUAGUUGAAAAGUUUUAUUUUGCAUGCAAUUAAUUUGGAAGAGGCCUAUUUUGCUUAUUGUAUGGAAUAUUAAUUUUUUAGUAUAGCGUUAUGGUUAUUUGCAGAAAAUAAUAAAACUGCUAAACAUACAAAUAUGCAUGACUUUGGAUUAUCAGUUGCAAUCUGUACUACUGUAAUUGGAGUUUUGUAUAUCAUAUAGCAUUUUUUAGUAUUUGUAGAAUUUAAUCAUUUUAGUUUGACAAAAGAUAAUUCAUAAUAACAAAUUGAUUAAUGGUUUUAAGAUAAUUUAAGAAAUAUGAUAUUAUCAUUUCAUUUUUCUGAGAUUAUAUCUAUUUUGAGUAUACCUAUGAAUAUUUUAAACAAAAUUAGAAAAUUUUCCAUAAUAAGAUUUAAUUUUUGA
Molecule: messenger RNA, 613 nt
Organism: Paramecium octaurelia
Lineage: Eukaryota; Ciliophora; Oligohymenophorea; Peniculida; Parameciidae
Source: the annotation of a GenBank genome assembly